Molecule: messenger RNA, 1997 nt
Organism: Lutzomyia longipalpis
Lineage: Eukaryota; Metazoa; Arthropoda; Insecta; Diptera; Psychodidae
Gene: y
Product: protein yellow
Exons: 3
Coding region: 268-1758 (496 amino acids)
Cellular component (GO): extracellular region
Source: RefSeq, a predicted model, not a curated record
AAAUUCUUGCCAGCCGGAGACUUUGGUGGCAAUCAAUCGACAGCCUGGCAUGGUGGUGAGGCUCACAAAAUUCAUACACGGGUGGGGGUUUAAAUAUAACACCGUGCAAAGCGCUUUUGUGGCAUCAGUUGGUUCGUGAAGCUCGUACAACAUUGCGCGAUUGCAAGCCCGGAGGAAGUGCUGUGACAAUUAAUUCAGUGAGGACUCCAAGGAUUCCUCCCAGUGCUUAAAGGAUUAUUAAUUGUUUUUUCCGUAGUCAACUUUACAAUGAGGUGCAUUGCAUUAGCUGUGAUUUUUGUGAUUUGCCACAGUGUGGAGGGUGUAUCGAAGCUCCAGGAAGUUUUUAGCUGGAAAGAAUUGGAUUUUGUCUUCCCCAAUGAGCAACUGAAGCAGAGGGCUCUCGCUAGGGGUGACUACAUCCCCAGGAAUGGCCUACCCGUGGGCAUUGAGCAUUGGGGCAAUAAACUCUUCGUCUCAGUGCCACGAUGGAAGGACGGAAUUCCCGCCACAUUGACGUACAUUGAUCUCGACAAGACACCAUCAGGUUCCCCAGCCCUCAUCCCCUACCCCGAUUGGAAGUCCAAUGCACCUGAGGAUUGUCCCAAUGGUCUCAAUACUGUGUACCGUAUCAAGGCUGAUGUCUGCGGUAGGCUUUGGGUCCUGGAUACGGGAACUCUGGGAAUUGGUAACACCACGAGGAAUCCCUGCCCAUAUGCUCUCAAUGUCUUCGAUUUGGGCACAAACCGACGCAUCAGGCGCUACGUUCUCCGACCUGAGGACACCAAUAUGAACACCUUCAUUGCCAACAUUGCCAUUGAUAUUGGACCCACCUGCGAGGAUACCUAUGCCUAUAUGUCCGACGAAUUGGGCUAUGGUCUUGUUGUCUAUUCGUGGGAGAAGAAUAAGUCAUGGCGCUUUGAGCACAGCUACUUCUUCCCUGAUCCUCUCCGUGGGGACUUCAAUAUUGGUGGGCUGAACUUCCAGUGGGGUGAGGAAGGAAUCUUCGGAUUGGCUCUGUCCCCAUUCAAUCCUGACGGCUUCAGGACAUUGUUCUUCAGCCCUCUGGCUAGCCAUCGUGAGUUUGCGGUUUCCACGAAAAUCCUUCGGGAUGAAACUCGCGUUGAGGACUCCUAUCAUGAUUUCACCUUCCUGGAGGAACGUGCCCCACUUGGACACACCACGUCACGUGUGAUGAGCAAUGAUGGCCUUAUGUUGUUCAAUUUAAUCGAUCAGAAUGCCGUAGGAUGCUGGCAUGCUUCCCUGCCCUACACCCCUCGUUACCACGACGUCGUGGACCGCGAUGAUGAGGCUCUCAGUUUCCCUGCUGAUGUGAAAAUUGACUUUAACAAUGAUGUCUGGGUGAUUUCUGACCGCAUGCCAAACUUCCUGCUCGCCGAACUUGACUACAAAGACACCAACUUCCGCAUCUUCUACGCCCCACUGCAUCGACUCAUUGCUGGUACAAUCUGUGACGUUCAGGGGCGUCCAAUCCACGGACGAUUCAACCAUCUCGAUGAGAUUUCCAGCACCCACAUUAUCUCUCAGCCUGAACCUGUGAGGCUUCCACAGAGUACCUACUCCCCCAAAGCUUUCUUGUACAACGAGCACAAUGGCAUUAACGUGCAGUCCAGCCCUCCAGCUCAGUACCACCACUUCCAGAGCACUCCCUACGGGUACCAUGAGCAUGGAUCCCAUGGAUCUCACGGAUACAAACAAUCCCAUGGCAUUGGGCAACUGUGGACACGUCCAUACUGGUGAUCUUCCCACGGAGGUUCCUUAUAAUUUAUUCAACAAUGUUUUCUUUGUCCUUUAGAAAAUUUUUUCUUCGGAACCAACUCAGAAAAAAAUCCUCCGAAGAAUUUUUUGGGUCUUUUCGAACUGUUUUUUUUUAAGUAUAUUUUCAGCAUUUAAAUAUAGUAAAGAGAUUUUGUUUAAAUAUCGUGCAAAAAAUCGAGACAAAGAUGUUGAAAUAAAGAUUUUUUUCUACAAAAAAAAAA